CAAUUUAUCGCUAAUAUUGCUCACUUCACAGUCGUGACCAGAAGAACGAGCCGAGCUAACGAAUCGGCAACGUUAUAAUACCAGUGCAGUCAAAGCGGCCAACGACCAAGGAAAAGCAGAAAUACCAGUAUAGCUAUAUUGAUACCCGUUUAUCAACUAUAAAAGUAAUAUUGUCAGUUGAUGAAAAGCUAGUUAGGUAGAUCGCCGUACACUACAGCUAAUUGCUAUAUGCUAGUUAGCAUCACGUAGCUAGCCUUUGCUCUAUCUUCGACAACCGGUCCCUACGCACUAGCAGAAUGGCCUUAAAACGAAUUCACAAGGAGCUGAACGACCUGGGCAGGGACCCUCCUGCACAGUGUUCCGCUGGCCCGGUUGGAGACGACAUGUUUCAUUGGCAAGCUACAAUUAUGGGGCCUAAUGACAGCCCAUACCAAGGUGGUGUUUUUUUCCUGACUAUUCAUUUCCCCACAGACUACCCCUUCAAACCACCUAAGCUUGCGUUCACCACAAGAAUUUAUCACCCAAAUAUUAACAGUAACGGCAGCAUCUGCCUGGAUAUUUUGAGAUCACAGUGGUCUCCAGCAUUAACUAUCUCUAAAGUACUUUUGUCCAUUUGUUCACUCUUAUGUGACCCCAACCCUGACGACCCGUUAGUGCCAGAGAUUGCCCGUAUCUACAAAACAGAUACGGAAAAGUAUAAUAGACUAGCGAGAGAAUGGACAGAAAAGUACGCUAUGCUUUAGGGUACAACAGAAUAGCCCGGGAAUGGACUCAGAAGUACGCCAUGUGAUAAUCGGUCAUGGUCGUAUCAACUUGCAUUAUAGCUGGGAAAAAAACUAUAAAUUACUGUUCUUUUUUUUGUCCAUUUGGCCGCAACCCCUUACCAUCAGCAAAUAACAGUAAUUGAUUCUUUGUUUUGCCCCCUAAAUGUAUUCACAUCCUCUUAACAAGGACAAAUGUCUCCAAUACCCCUUUUCUUUCUUUACAAAAGAUGCCAAUUGCUCUGAACUCAGCGAAGCAUGUCUGUAUAAAGCCAACCACAGCCACUUUGUGAAGAGCUCUUGAUUGCUCUGAAUUCAUGCAGGAGGUGCCAACUAAAAAUAAAGAUUCUCAAUGCCACCAUUUCUGUAUUGAGAGAAUCAACAUGGUUCAAUCACACUUUUGUACGCUUUUCCAAUAGCAUUAGAGAACUGAUGUCUGUGAAUAUCAUACACUUAAUCUUAGUUAAGAUUCACCCAUUUUUAAUGUUUUCUAUCAUUCCAUGUGUAUCUGAGCUUCCGUUCAAGCAGGCAGAAAUUCACCCGGUGAAAACCUUGUCAUACCGGCCUGCUUGAACAGCAAUAGCUCAGAUACACAUGGAAUGACGCAGGAAUCGAUAGAACAUUAGAGAUGCACAAACUUUAACAUUCAAAAUGGGUGAAUCUUAACUUUAACUGUUUUGAAUGGAGAAUUGCUGAAGAUAUCUGCAGUAAAUAAGAAAAAUAUUUUAUGCAUGUUAAUAAGAUAAUUGGUUUAUGUGCUGCUGAGAAUGGAUUGAGAGCAAACGUGUUCACUUUGAUAUUUUGUUACUUUUUGUUUUUAGAACGUGGAGCCAUUAGUUAAUCAUCAUCCAUAAUACUGUUCUCUUUUGCACUGAAUACGUUAUUCAAAGUUCUCAAUGGCUGAUCGAUCAACUAAUAGCUCUGCUAUUUAAUGGUUACUUUUUUUUUCUCAAUAAAGUUGAACAAAUAA
This is a messenger RNA of Salmo salar (Atlantic salmon), 1731 nucleotides long. Its product is annotated as ubiquitin-conjugating enzyme E2 D2. Lineage: Eukaryota; Metazoa; Chordata; Actinopteri; Salmoniformes; Salmonidae. The record is from RefSeq and is a predicted model, not a curated record.